Molecule: messenger RNA, 1338 nt
Organism: Rhododendron vialii
Lineage: Eukaryota; Viridiplantae; Streptophyta; Magnoliopsida; Ericales; Ericaceae
Product: ras-related protein RABA1f-like
Exons: 2
Coding region: 323-976 (217 amino acids)
Cellular component (GO): endosome
Molecular function (GO): GTP binding; GTPase activity
Source: RefSeq, a predicted model, not a curated record
UGGUGUAUAAAAUUUUUAUUCCCUUCCAAAAAUUUCCCUUUUUCCUUCGUUCCUCAACUUACUUCCUCUAGCUUUGAAUCGUCUCCCUCUCCUGUCUCUCUUCAUCGUACGUCAUAACGGUGUGCCUCUCCUUUAAAACUCACCUGUGUCUCUCUCUCUCUCUCUCUCUCUCUCUCUCAAGAAAUGUUGAGAUCUGUUUGCUAGCAGAUCUACACAUUCAUCGCAAUCCAAUCUCACAUCUUCCCCUCCAAAAAAAUCCUUCCUUUCCUCUCUCGCUCUCUCUCUCUACAAAUCUCUGUAUAAAUAAAUCCAAGGAAGGGAAAUGGGAGGGUACAGAGCAGACGACGAUUACGAUUACCUCUUCAAAGUCGUUCUAAUCGGCGACUCCGGCGUCGGUAAAUCCAACCUCCUGUCCAGGUUCACCAAGAACGAGUUCAGCCUCGAGUCCAAGUCCACCAUCGGCGUCGAAUUCGCCACCCGUAGCAUCCACGUCGACGAUAAGGUCGUCAAGGCCCAGAUUUGGGACACCGCUGGCCAGGAGAGAUAUCGUGCAAUCACAAGUGCAUAUUAUCGGGGAGCUGUAGGCGCAUUGCUUGUUUAUGACGUCACUAGACACGUUACGUUUGAGAACGUAGAGAGAUGGUUAAAGGAGCUCCGGGGUCACACGGAUACAAACAUCGUGAUAAUGCUUGUCGGCAACAAGGCGGAUUUGCGCCAUUUGCGGGCCGUCUCCACUGAGGAUGCCAAGGCAUUUGCUGAAAGAGAGAGCACAUUUUUCAUGGAGACCUCUGCUCUGGAGUCUAUGAACGUGGAGAAUUCCUUCACAGAAGUUCUUACUCAAAUAUAUCAUGUGGUAAGCAAGAAGGCUCUGGACAUCGGGGAUGACCCAGCUGCUUUGCCCAAGGGUCAAACCAUAAAUGUUGGCGGCAAGGAUGAUGUGUCUGCUGUGAAAAAAGUUGGAUGCUGCUCAACAUAGUGUAAAAGGAAAGUAGAAAAAUAAGAGCCAUUUUCUCAUCUUCCCCCAAUGGGUUCUAAAAUUUAAACGGGUUGUGGAAUAUUUCAAUGCUAGAAGCAUGGCAGAGAGAUGACAAAUUUUCUUUUUGAUGGCAUAUCCUGUUUGGAGAUCUGAAAGCCUCAUGGGCGAAGAUCCGCUUCGUCCUUGGGGUUUUUCCCCCUCCUGUUUUUGUUUUGCAUUCGAUAUUCCUCCCCUUUUAAUGUUCUUCUUUCUGUCAAGUGUACUUCUAUAUUUUGUGGCUGCCCUAUAGGUUAGUUCAUAUUAGUAUUUGAUUGCUGAGGAUUGGGUUCGUUAAUGUAUUAAGAUAUUUGAUUUCCAGAUUA